AUGCCCCCGUCUAUGUACACGAAGGACGAGAAGGUCCUGUGUUUCCACCAUGACAUCCUCUACGAUGCCAAGAUCCUUGACACGGCGACAAGAAGAACCCCCCUUGAGUUCCUUGUUCACUACAAGGGCUGGAAGAAUACCUGGGAUGACUGGGUUCUUGAGGAUCGGCUGAGAAAGGCCACUGAAGAGAAUCGUGAGCUUGCAGCUAAUCUUCGUCGUGAGGUCGAAGCAUCUGCUCGUCAAAAAACUGCUAAACCUAACAAAAACAAGCGUCCUCUAUCUGACCGGGGUUCGGUCCGUGAUAGUGAAGAGCGUGGCAGUUCAGUGCCCGGCCGCGGCAACAAGCGAUCCAAGGGCGAAAAUGAUAUUGAAAAGGAGGAAGCAUUCCAUAUCCGCCCGUCCAUCCGCAUCGUGAUGCCGGAUAAUCUGAAAGCCCUCAUCGUCGACGACUGGGAACGCGUCACAAAGAACAACUCCGUCGUGAAACUUCCCGCCGAGAAGACCAUCCGCCAGAUCUUCCAGGACUGGCGUGACGAAGAGGAGCCCAAGCGCAAGGGCAACCGUAUCGACAUGGAUGUCCUUGAUGAAGUCGUCGCUGGCAUGAUGGAGUACUUUGACAAGAUGCUCGAUAAACUCCUACUCUACCGCUACGAGCGACCUCAAUUCCGCAUACUUCGCAAGAAAACCCAGCACGAGUCCGGUCCCGGAAAUGGUCCGGUCGAUGUCUAUGGUGCCGAGCACCUGAUUCGUUUGUUCAGCCUUCUCCCUGAACUACUCGCCCAAACCAACAUGGACCUCCAGUCCACCCAGCGCCUGCGUGAAGAACUCUCGAAAUUCUCUCUGUGGCUGAGCAAGAACUCGGAAAAAUAUUUCCGCACAGAGUACGUUCCUGUCGAAGAUACCUACGAGAAAUCGCCCAAAGCCGCGAAGGCAACGCGUUAA
Molecule: messenger RNA, 942 nt
Organism: Penicillium cosmopolitanum
Lineage: Eukaryota; Fungi; Ascomycota; Eurotiomycetes; Eurotiales; Aspergillaceae
Product: Chromatin modification-related protein eaf3
Exons: 5
Coding region: 1-942 (313 amino acids)
Biological process (GO): regulation of DNA-templated transcription; chromatin organization
Cellular component (GO): Rpd3S complex; nucleus; NuA4 histone acetyltransferase complex
Source: RefSeq, a predicted model, not a curated record